AUGAGAUCUAAAUGUCAGGAUCUAUAUUAUGAAAGCUUUACUACAAGCACUUUUACAACAGAUGAGGGUAAGAGUUUAUAGUAAUAAGGAUGGAACUUAAAAGGUCAAUAUGGAAUAUAUAGCGAUUGUGGUCCAACUAGGCUGUUUGGGGGUUAUCAAAAUUUUGCUAAUGGUACAUCCAUUACUUUAUUAAAAUAAUUGCCACCUCAUUAUUCUAUAAAGAUUUCUGUCUAAUUUUGGAAGUAAGAAGGUUCUAAUAUUUUAAAGGAUAGAUUCAUGGGAUGAUGAACAUUUCUAUCUAUUUAUAGAUAAUUAAUAAGCAUUUAGUGGCACUUAUGAUGUCUCUGGUAUACCUAGGUGUGGUCUAACAAAUUGGGAUGACAGAAUUGUUUAAAUAGACAGGGAAUAAUUGCACACUUAUUAAUCUGUUUUGAUUUUAAUGACGACAGAUUUAGAUACUUUUGAUGUAAAACUGUUCUAUAAACUUAGGAAUUUUGGGGAAUUCGAAACUUUAAACUUUAUAUUUAUCCUUGUCCUGCAGGUUGCCAAAUAUGUGAUUCAGGAAAUACCAGAGUUGAUUGCAUAGUAUGGAUAGUAAUAGAUUCAAGUCUGUUGGAUGCAGAUUUAGAUCAGCUUGUAAUUGAUGGAUGGGAGAUAAAGAAUGGAUGUUAAUAAAAGAGUUAUUGUGCAUGUAUAAUAUUAUUAAUAUAGCUAUGCCAAUAUUAGGAGGAUAGGGAUGUUUUGGAAAAGGCACUAUAUUAACAAGAAGACUUAAUUUACCUCCUCAUGAUAAACUUAAAUUAAAAUUAAGAUAUAUCUUUAUUGAUACUUGGGAAAAUGAAUUCACUUAAAUUUUAAUCGAUGAUACUAUUAUAAGUACUUUCCCUUAUAAUUACGCUAAUUAAGUUAUUCGUAAUUUAUGUGGUUAAAUAUUUAAUGAAAAAAAUUAAUUAUUGGAAUUGACAAUAUCUCAUACAUCCUCAUAAGCAACACUGAAGAUUAUUAAUAAUUUAGAUUAAGGUCUUAUUAAUGAAUCUUUCGGAAUAAGAGAUUUUCAAAUCUUUAUAGGUAUUUAAUUACUGAUAAUUAGCAUGUGUGUUUGGAGAUUCAUUUAAUUAGGCUUGUGGAGUAAUAUGUGGUAAUGGAAUUAAAGAAGGUUUUGAAUAGUGCGAUGAUGGAAAUAUUUAUCCAUAUGAUGGAUGCUUUAAUUGCGAGUACUCUUGUGUGGAAGGAUGCUCUCAUUGUGUCUUUGGAGUUUGUUUCGAAUGUGAAGAUUUUUAUGAAAUUUAACCUUAUUUUAAUACUUGUACCCCUAAUUUAAUGGACAAAAAAAUAUCAUUAUGGGAAACUUGUGAUGAUGAAUUAAAUUAUUUAACUUGCAAAGACGGAAAGUUUUUUUGCCCAUAUAAUUGUUAAUUUUGCAUCUUUGGAUAAUGUUAAAUUUGCAUUGAGAAUUAUGAAUUGAUUAAUAAUUAAUGCGAACCGAUAUGCUAGGAAUAAUUUUUUACAAAUGAUAUUGAAUGUUAGGAUUUUAACUUAUUUGCUUUCGAUUAAUGUCAUUAAUGUAGCUUUGAACUAGAAGAAGGAUGCUCAUUGCACUCUCAUGGAUAGUGCAUACAAUGCUAAGAAGGUUGGGAAUUCGAUGAAGAAUAAUCCAAAUGUAGACCAAUUUGUGGAGAUUUUAAUAUUAGAGGGGAUGAACAAUGCGAUUAUUAUUAAAUUAAAUCAUAUAAACAAGUAUAUAGAUGUGAAUUUUGUAAAUAUACUUGCCAACCUGAAUGUAUUGAUUGUUAAUUUGGAAUGUGUUAUGAAUGCUCCACAGGGUGGGAAAUUAGGAAUUUUAAAUGCGAAACCAUUUGUAAUGAUAAUUUGAUUAAUGGUUUGGAAGACUGCGAUGAUUCUAAUACAAUUAAAUUUGAUGGUUGCCACUAAUGUCAUAAUGAUUGUUAAUAAGAAUGUUCAUAUUGUUAUAGAGGAAUAUGUUUAGAGUGUAUUUUUGGAUGGAGAUUGACUCAAGAAUUCAAAUGCCAAUCUAAUUGUGGAGAUGGAUUAGUAGCAUUAAUAAGUAUUGAAUAAUGCGAUGACAGCAACCUUAUUUAGUUUGAUGGGUGUCAUCUCUGCUAAUUAGAACAAUUCUGUGGAGACGGAAUAGUAAGUAUUCCAGAAUAAUGUGAUGAUAUGAAUGAAAUUCCUUAUGAUGGAUGCUUUUAAUGUUUGUAUUAAUGUGAAUUAGAUUGCAAAUUUUGUAAUUAAGGUGUAUGUUAAAUAGAUUGUGAAGCUGGCUAUUAAUUUAUAGAUAAUUAAUGUCAAGAAAUCUGUGGAAACGGAAUAGUUACUAUUUCUGAAUAAUGUGAUGAUAUGAAUCAAACUCCUUAUGAUGGAUGCUUUUAAUGUUUUUAUUAAUGUGAAUUAGAUUGUGAAUUCUGUAAUGAAGGUAUCUGUUAAAAAGAUUGUGAGCAUGGUUAUUAGUUUAUUGGUAAUUAAUGCCAGGAAGUCUGUGGAGAUGGAAUAGUUACUAAUUCAGAAUAAUGUGAUGAUAUGAAUGAUAUUCCUUAUGAUGGAUGCUAUAAAUGUGAGAUUGAGUGCUCAAAUAAUUGUUAAUUAUGCCAAUAGGGCUAGUGCAUAUUAUGCAAUGAAAGUUAUGCAUUGUCAUAAAUGGAAAAUUAAUGUAAAUCAAUAUGCGGAGAUGGAAUUUUGAAGGAUGAUGAAGAAUGUGAUGAUAAAAACUUUAUAGAUAAUGAUGGAUGCUCAAAAAAUUGUAAAAUUGAAUAAGAUUUUGUAUGCAAAAAUUUUGAAUAUACAUUUACUUUAUGUACUUACAAGCAAUAUCCUAAGUUUUAGGCUACUUUACUAAAUCAAAUUAGCUUCAAUUCUUAAUAUGUUAAACUAAACUUUGAUUAAUUAGUAAAAACUAAAUUGAAUGGGUCAUUUAUAGAUUAAAUUCAAGCUAAUAUACUUGAUUUAAAUCUUGAAUCCUAUCAAAUUAACAUACUUUCUCUUUAAGAUGCUUCAUAGACAUUAUCAUAAGUUGAAUAUAUUGUAGAAAUUUUAUUUAAGACUUAAUUAACACAUAUACCAAUAUUAGAAGUUAAAUUACUUGAUCAACUUUAUAAUGAAUAUGACUCUCCUUUAAUUAAUUAAUAUUUAACAAUUAGAUUGUUACAAAGUAAAUACUUAGAUGAAUAGGAACUUUAAUCUGCAAUUCAUGUAAAAGAUUCUGCUUAUUAUGCUUUAAUGAUUAUUGGUGGGUCUGGAUUUGUUUUAUUUUUGUCUGGUAGUUCUUUUUUUAUUAGUGCAAUUUUAGAAAUUCUUUAACAAUAGUCUUACUUAAGGUUUAUAAAUGUGGUAUUUCCAUUAAAUUUAUUUACAUAUUUUGAGUUAAGUAAUCUACUAUCACUUCAGCCUAUAUUGGAUAAGGUUUGGUAUAAUUUUUUCUCUAUAUCUGUAAUUGGAGAGAAUUUUGUUGA
Messenger RNA from Paramecium pentaurelia, 3467 nucleotides. The record is from the annotation of a GenBank genome assembly. NCBI's taxonomy places the organism in Eukaryota, Ciliophora, Oligohymenophorea, Peniculida, Parameciidae.